UCGGUGCGGUCACACUGUCUGUUAGACCAUGCGUUGUUUGGAUUAUUGAAAAUGGAUUCUAUUAUUUUCGACACGAAAGGCGAGCAUGAAUUGGGUGGCGCGCAAUCAAAAAGGAUUGCUUACAAAAGAGAACUUCUGCUGCGGGAAGAGAAAGAUGGCGGAAGCGAUGACGACCCACAGGAAGGAGAAGUACAGUUAUUUGGCCUGAAGCUAAACUUCAACGAAGUGCUCAGCGCUGUGAGUCCUCAGCCUGCUGCAAUCAAGAAACUGAAGCCGAUCGCAGAGCCAAAUCACAGUUAUGACCAUGAUCGGGCCACGCUGCAGGAAAACGUGGCGAAGGAUCUGAAGGGCUCAAGGCUGGCGUUAAAUCCAGACCUUAGCCAACGCAGUGCACUUCCCACCGUGGGCAAAAGGCAGCAACCCAUUAUAAAUAGAGCUGAACGCGCCAAAUCCAAGGGAAAAGGCUGGUUUGAUUUGCCCGCAACGGAAGUCACUGAGGAAAUGCGAAACGAACUUAAAAUAAUCCAGAUGCGGUCGGUUUUGAACCCUAAACAAUUCUACAAGAAAAACGACCUCAAAUAUGUUCCUAAGUUUUUCCAAAUUGGUACUGUGCAACCCUCAGCCUUAGACCACUAUAACGAAAAGAAGUCGAAGAAGAAACAGUCUCUAGUUAAUGAGUUGCUAGAAGACGAGAGCUUCCAAAUGUUCAACAAGAGGAAAUAUAAUGAGGUGAUUCAACGCACGGAAAAAUACGCCCAUAAAAAACGAAUGCAAAAAAUGAAAAAACUUAAGAAAAAUAAAUGAAAAGAAAACGUUGACACUUUGGUUUGUUCGUCAGAAUAUUUUAGAAUAUUGUUUUAUAAUACGACAUUAGCUAGCCAAGUUAAAAUUGUGUGCAUUCCAGGGUUCGUAAAA
Messenger RNA from Drosophila suzukii, 915 nucleotides. Its product is annotated as deoxynucleotidyltransferase terminal-interacting protein 2. Gene Ontology annotation, molecular function: RNA binding. Gene Ontology annotation, cellular component: nucleolus. Gene Ontology annotation, biological process: RNA processing. Lineage: Eukaryota; Metazoa; Arthropoda; Insecta; Diptera; Drosophilidae. The record is from RefSeq and is a predicted model, not a curated record.